Enterobius vermicularis (human pinworm) is the source of this 1497-nucleotide messenger RNA. Lineage: Eukaryota; Metazoa; Nematoda; Chromadorea; Rhabditida; Oxyuridae. The record is from the annotation of a GenBank genome assembly.
AUGCAGGUGGAAAUGGAUCCUCAGCUGAAGACAACUAAGGAAAAAAAUUCACUAACAAAAGGGCUUAAAGAAAAAAAGGGUAUUUUACGCAGUCUUUCAUUUCAGUUCAGUAAUUCAUUGAAAAAAACUUCAAGAAAAGUUACUGAUAAAACAGCAAAAGGGUCACCACCUGCAAUAACGAAAACUGCUAUGCCAGUUGAACAAAUUCCUGGUGUACAAAAAUAUGGUAUUUUAUUGAAACAAAAUAAGAGGAGAAAUAGAUCUGCUAGAUGGAAUAAACGAUUCUUUGUGCUAAAAGAAUGCUUUCUUCUUUACUACAAAAUUUCUUACAAAAGAGUGUUCGAAAAAACCAAAACUGUUGAUUUACAUCCAAGGGGUAUAAUUCCGUUGAUCGGAUGUUCAAUAGUUGCUGGUCAAGACCAUGGUCAUAAGAACUGUUUACUCAUCACUCAUUCACAGUUUAAAUCUGCAGUAAUCGUUUGCGCACCAGAUGCAAAAUCGCAAGAAAUUUCAUACAAAAAUGCAAUAACUUGGGAAAAAAUUAUAAAAGACUUGGAAAAUCGUGGUAUAAUGCUGAACGAAGAAAAGAAAUGUUGCGAAGAAAAGUUGAUUGCUGAAACUCAGGCUAGAGAAGCCGAACACAGUCGUUAUCUGAGUUUGGAAAAGGUAAAAGCAGAUUUGGAACGAGAACGUGAACGACUAAUGAGGCAAACAAAGAAAUUGAAAGACGAUCUUCAAAGUGUUAAAAAUGAAUUGAAAAUAACUCAUGAAACUAUGCAAACUUUGGAGCAGGAAAAAAUUGCUUUGAAUGCUAAAACAGAACAUCUCGCAAGCAAUAUGGAGUCAUUGAAUCUGGAAAAAUCAAAAAUUGAAGAGCAAAUGUCUUCAAUACUUCGCGAACGUGAACAAUUCCUGAUCGAAAAUCAGAAUCUCUCAACUACAACUUGCCAGCUACGAAAUCGGCUAAUGGAAAUUGAGACAAAAACAAAAUGUAUUACAUCUGAAAAAGAACGUGUAGAAGCAAUGUUACGUCUUAAUGAAAAAAAAACUCUUGAUCUCGAAAAAGAACGCGAAUAUUACAACAGCCAAACUAUGGAGCUUUUAAACUCGUUAAAGGAGCUAAGCGAACAACGCGAUAUGACCGAGGCUGAACUGAAGGAUGAGGUAAUGGCGCGAAUUGGUGCUGAAAAGCAGUUACAAGCUGCUGAAAAGGCUCUUGAGCAUUUAGAGGCGGCCUUGAAACUUACUGGAGCACAAAUGAGCGAAUUGCAAGAACAUAUUAUGCCUGAUGUUAGGAAGCUGAAAGAAUUCUUCGAACACAUUGCUGAAGAAGCCCAGUUAGAUGCUAAUAAACAGCUAAUAAUGAGGAACGCAGCUGUGGCAAGGCGAUCGAUCCGCAGAAGCAAAACCCGGAUUAGAAGCUCUAUUCGUCGACGUACGAUUUCAUCACCGCAUGAAGAAAAAAAAACUGAGACUCAGACGUUAAUACACUUGUAG